Molecule: messenger RNA, 829 nt
Organism: Symphalangus syndactylus (siamang)
Lineage: Eukaryota; Metazoa; Chordata; Mammalia; Primates; Hylobatidae
Gene: PPP1R27
Product: protein phosphatase 1 regulatory subunit 27
Molecular function (GO): phosphatase binding
Source: RefSeq, a predicted model, not a curated record
CGACAGGAGCCCUCAAGCUGAUCUGGUCGGGACCGGAGACAUUAUUAACCCCAGUGCAGUAGGGUCCCCAGGGGCAACCUGCCCCACAGCGCCCAAGAUGCCUAGCAGAACUGCCCGCUAUGCCCGCUACAGCCCACGGCAGCGGCGGCGGCGGAUGCUGGCUGAUCGCAGCGUGCGUUUCCCUAAUGAUGUCCUGUUCUUGGACCACAUCCGUCAGGGUGACCUGGAGCAGGUGGGGCGCUUCAUCCGGACUCGGAAAGUCUCCCUGGCCACCAUCCACCCCUCAGGCCUGGCUGCCUUGCAUGAAGCCGUCCUCUCUGGAAACCUGGAAUGCGUGAAGCUGCUGGUCAAAUACGGGGCGGACAUUCACCAGCGAGAUGAGGCGGGCUGGACACCCCUGCACAUUGCCUGCAGCGAUGGGUACCCCGACAUAGCCAGGUACCUUAUCUCCCUGGGAGCGGACAGGGACGCAACCAACGACGAUGGCGACCUGCCCUCCGACCUCAUCGACCCGGACUUCAAGGAGCUGGUGGAGCUCUUCAAAGGGACCACGAUGGACUGAGCCAGCUCUGCCCGCCCGCCCCCGCGCCCAGGGCCGCCUCCCUGAAGAAGCCGCGCGUCGCCCAGGGGCCAGCACGUGCCCCACCUGUAGGCCAGGGGCGGCCGGACCCGUCCCUCCACGACCCCGCCACCCCUCCUAGGCCUGGCUUUGUCUCCAGGUGAAUUUUUUACUGUGACACUUUUUACUUUUUCAAUAAACGUGACUCCCAGGUGAGGGGGCCUGGGUCUACACACGUGGUGCCUGUGGUGGUGUCCUGAUUACUGGGCU